Molecule: messenger RNA, 1065 nt
Organism: Talaromyces stipitatus ATCC 10500
Lineage: Eukaryota; Fungi; Ascomycota; Eurotiomycetes; Eurotiales; Trichocomaceae
Exons: 2
Coding region: 1-1065 (354 amino acids)
Source: RefSeq, a predicted model, not a curated record
AUGCAUAUAGUAUCUGCACGAGAAGAGAAAUUGACACGCAAAGAGGAGAUUAUAAAAGAACGGGACUCGAAAAAACAAAUCAUACUGGCAGAGGAAGACGCCAUGACUCAAUCCCAGCAGUCACGCGGCGAUGAGGAGGAUGAGGAUAUGCAUGAAACAGCGUCAGAAGGGACCAAAGUUGAAGAAUCUACCAGACACAAUUCACCGACAUCAACACCACCACCACAAACAGCAACAUACUCUUUUAACUCAAUACCGAAUUCACCUUCAGCUGCGGACAUAUUGCGACCAUUGUCUACAGUUGCAGCGCAGAGGUCGUUCCCUUUACCGACUAGUGGGACACUUGCAUUGCUAGCGAGAGGACACCAUGCAGAUGGGAGGCGAAUUAGUCAGGACUUUGAUGAAUCUACAAGUCAUACUACUAGUAGCGGUGGUCUUGGUAGUAGUAGCUUGACGCACGACCGGCUGCUCCAAUCGGAUUCCGCUAUGGACGCCACAACCACAGCGACUGAUCGUGAUGAUGUUCGUGUUAGCAGUGCUGAAGCUGCAGCUGCAGCAGUGCGAGGUUUUACGGCGCUGGUUUGGGAAUCUCCUUCAAGGAGGAUGGAAACUCCUACGACAACAGAAUCAAAGCCGAUUCGGAGUGUUUCGGCGUAUUCAUCUUCUUCACCAUUAUCUUCACCUACGCCUUCACUGGCAGAAGGGUCUUCUGAUCCUGUUGAAGAGGAAGAAGAAGACGGCGAUAUUCGACAUCACAUUUUCCAAUCUCCAUUCGCAUCGAUAUUUCCUGAGGGAACGAAUACUAUAACUCCAUUAAUCAUUCGAAGAUAUGACGACAUCAACAACAACGACAACAGCAACAAUACUAUUGACGACGCAGCGGAUGCAGAUCACCGGACAAUAUUCAAGUAUAAAGGCCCGAAGAUGGAGGAAAGACGUGGAAGAGGCGUGUGUUUGAGUAUCGAUGAAGUGUACCCUAAAAUGCAAUGCAAUGCAUCUUUCCGAAGGGGUACCUGGCUGGCGUUGGAUCCAAGGGUCGGCGUAACCAGUCCGCUGAUUAAGUAA